AUGCAGCAGGUGCCGCGACUUGUAAAGGACACCUAUGGUCACAACGUGAUCCGGGCGGUACUGUCCUACGGAGAGGUGGAGCAUCAGCGGGCCAUCAUCAGACAUGUGAUCAGCAAUGUCCUCGAGUCCGCGAGAAAUCGGCAGUCCAGCUUGGUACUGGAGAAGUGCCUGGACAUCGCCACGGGAGAAUUGGUGGAGGAGCGGAUGCUGUUGAUGGCAGAGCUGCUGUGGGGCGAAGGCCCGCCGCUCCUGGAGAUCAUGCUAGACCGCUUCGGCAACUAUAUUGCGCAGAGGGUGAUCCAAAUGAGCUGGGGUGCAGAAGAGCAGCGACUACAGGAAAUCCUGGAAAGUGUGAAGCCCAGACUUCGGCAAAGUACGAAUGGCAAAAGGAUUCUGCAGGCAGCGCGGCGGAAGUUUGGAAUGUGA
Messenger RNA from Effrenium voratum, 426 nucleotides. Lineage: Eukaryota; Dinophyceae; Suessiales; Symbiodiniaceae. The record is from the annotation of a GenBank genome assembly.